AACCGUUCACGUUCUCGUCGCCGUAGUCCACCGCAAAGCCGCAGAAGGGAAAGUUCACCACACUACUCAGAGGAGGAACGGGACCGGCGGACUGUGUUUGUUACGCAGUUAGCUAAUCGUUUGACUACUCACGAAUUACGGGAGUUUUUUGAACAGGCCGGAGCUGUACGAGAUGCCCAAAUUGUUCGCGACCGUGUCACUGGUAGAUCAAAAGGUGUUGCCUACGUCGAGUUCCGACGUGAGGAUUCUGUACAGGUUGCCUUGACGCUUUCUGGUAAGCGUAUUUUGGGCAUACCUGUCAUCGUCCAGCUUACGGAGGCAGAGAAAAAUCGAAAGGCUAGGGAGCUGUCAGAACAAAAUCGUGCUUUAAGUGCCGAACUUCCGUUUCAUCGGCUAUGUGUCGGUAAUAUACACUUCAACAUUACAGAUGAAGAUUUGAAGGCGAUUUUUGAACCAUUUGGUGAAUUAGAAUACGUCCGUCUUCAGCGGGAUGAUCAAAAUCGAAGCAAAGGAUUUGGCUUCAUCCAGUUUCGCGACCCAUUAUGUGCACGUAUUGCCUUAGAAAAAAUGAACGGUUUUGACCUUGCAGGUCGUCAGUUGCGUGUAGGUCUUGGUACUGAUAAGUUUGCUACAGAAACUACUGCCUCUAUGCUUCGCAGAUUUGAUUCUAGUUAUAGCCGGUAUAAGCACGAGCAUGUUUCUCAACCCACUCCUUCAAUUUCUGCUUCUAGUGAUGAAGCUUCUCACCAGCGUCUGGUUAAAUCUAGUGACAAUCUUGAUGAAGGAAACCUUUCACCUUCCGAAGACUCUCGGCCGGCUAUUUCCCGUGACGAAUUAAUGAAAAAAUUGGCCAGAAAUGAACAAAUUGUUUCUACUGACGAUUCACUCAGCAAACCUCCGACACGCUGUGUCUUACUUCAAAAUAUGUUUAAUCCCGAGGAGGAAACUGGUGACCAUUGGAUGGAAGAAUUAGCACUGGAUGUUCGUGAAGAAUGUGAAGAAAAAUAUGGUCACGUUGCUCAUUUACAAGUAGUUCCUAGUGAUAAGGUGAGAUUUUCCUAAAGUUUGAAACGUUGAAAUGGCAACAAAGCCAUUCAAGGACUUCACAACGGUGGUUUGGUGGUCGCACGAUAAAUGCAUCUCUUUUC
Schizosaccharomyces japonicus yFS275 is the source of this 1148-nucleotide messenger RNA. RefSeq names its product RNA-binding protein Rsd1. The record is from RefSeq and is a predicted model, not a curated record. The transcript has 6 exons. The annotation marks the transcript as partial. Gene Ontology annotation, cellular component: nucleus; spliceosomal complex. Gene Ontology annotation, molecular function: nucleic acid binding; U1 snRNP binding; RNA binding. Lineage: Eukaryota; Fungi; Ascomycota; Schizosaccharomycetes; Schizosaccharomycetales; Schizosaccharomycetaceae. Gene Ontology annotation, biological process: mRNA processing.